AUGAAAAAAGAGGAAGACAGGAAGAAAACUAGAAGAAAAACGCUCCCCAGCUUGUGUUCCGUGUCAGCUUUGCUAUUGUCUUUUGGGUGUUGUAUCGCUUUAAUUCACGUGGAACUCCGAAUACGGGAACAUCAUCGGCUGAUGUCACAUUCAGUAAAAUUCUGUGAUCAGAGGCAAACACAGAUUCUUCGGAAAGUUCAGCAGAAUUACGAACGAUGGGAAUCUACGAAAGCUGAUGGUUUAAAAGGUCAUUUGCAGGGGACAAAUGGUGAGGAACAGUUUUAUAAUUCUAACACACCGUGUUAUUAUCAGUUUGUUUCAGAUACUUUCAUUAUGAAAAUCAUUCUUGCUUAGUAUGUGAGAAGUUGUUAUUGAAGUUGUUAUUCUGACUCAGGGAAUCCGAAAGGAGGGGACUGAUCAUGAGAGACUUGUAUAGGAGGCUGUAUGAACACUAGAAUACAAAAGCCAACUGCGAGUAGAGUAAAUUUCCUGCAAACCAACCCGUUCAGUCCGCCAGUUUUCAAAGCGGCUCUGUACAUUUUAAUGUAGAGUGAACUAUAAAAAAGCCGUCAUCCACAUACAGUGCUAUAAAAUAAUUCAGUGUAUAUAUGAUACAUAUUGAACACCAAAUGAGUCCGUAUUUCCUUCAGGUUACAUAGAGGAGAUGGCGAGUUAACAAAUGGAUGUAACUUGAACUGUUCUUUAGUAUAUGUCUAUUUUUGGAUGCUAACUGAGGUCGCAUGAGGAAGAAAAUCGUUAAGAACAACUGCCGUUUUAUGGUUGGCUUAGUUUUUGGACGUUUGUAUAUUUUCAACUUUCACGUUUAUCGUUUUACUUCAGUAAUGCUCACAAAGGUCUUUAUUAUUUUUGAAAGGUCUUGGCCGGUAUGAAAACGUCAAUUCAAGACAGAAACGAGCAUCACCCGUUAAUUCACAACCAGCAUCGGUCCAAACUGCAUCUCAAGUAAGACUACUCAUCAAAGAAGAGCUUCGUCUCCUCCAAAACCAAUUCUGUGCUAAAGAUGAAAUGCUAUGCCGCUCAGGUGCAAGAGGUAAAACAGGACGACGAGGAAGACCCGGAUCACAAGGGAGACCAGGCCCCCCAGGGACGCCCGGGCCCGAAGGACCUCCUGGUAAACAUGGGCCAGUAGGACCUUCAGGACCUAUUGGCAUUAAAGGUGAUCUCGGAAUACCGGGUGUCCCUGGUCCCAUGGGUCCUAGAGGCCCACCAGGUCAAAAGGGAACGAAGGGCGAGCCGUGCCAGUCCAUCACGGCUCCUUCUCUGCUGCAGAGUCCUGUUGCAACAACUGUCAAUCAAAGUCAGACAGCCAUCUUGAAAUGUUCAACAGAUGGUAAUCCAACUCCACAGAUCACGUGGUCUAAGAUGAACUCCCGGCUUCCUGUUGGACGUCACAAGGUAGAGUCCAGUGGUGCUCUGAUUUUGAAGAACGUGAGGACUGAGGAUGAGGGGCUUUACAGCUGUGAAGCUAAAAAUUUACUAGGGAACGUUAACGCUUCAGCUAAACUCACUGUACAGUGUAAGUAGAACGAGGAUUGUAGUUAUCGUCAAUUACUACCGAAGCUCUAAUGAUUAAAUUUUAGAAAAUGAUAUUUUAAAGUGUACAGAAAAAGGCUUUAAGAAAAUCUAGUUCAAUAAAACAUCGGAAAUACUUCACUUCAAAACAUGAUACUAAAACACCGUUUAGAAAUUAUUGUAACAAAAACGCUUUCUGAACCCUUUUUAAUUUUGCCAACACCAUUGUUUCCUGUUAACGGUAUCAAGAAGGCUCAAAGCCCAGACUAGAAAACAAUUUAUCUACUCAAAAUAAACCACUAGCAAACACAUUUUGUGAUAAAUGAUCAUGAUUUCUUAAACCGCUCUCUAAGUUAGACUUUCUAAAAUAAACGACCCUAUUUUCGAUUUCUCGCCAGUUGCUCCGCUGCUUUCGUUGUCAUCCAAUCGACUAAUAGCUGAAGAGAAACAAAACGUCACCAUUGCCUGCACUGCUACUGGUCAGCCGUCUCCUAAGAUCACGUGGUCCAAGGCAGUGGGAAGUUUACCUGGAGGUAGAAUCAAGGUGCAAGAUGGAACCAUGAAAAUCUGCAGUGUCACAAAAAAGGAUGCCGGAACAUACAUCUGUAAAGCGGAGAACAUUCUGGGAUUAGCGACAGACACGGCCCAACUCACAGUAUUCUCUCCAUUGCGGUUCAAAGUCCGUCCUCCACAAGAAGUGUCUCCUGUCAUUGGUUCAACUCUCCGUUUGCCGUGUGUGGCCGGGAGUGAGCUGAGUACUACACUUACGUGGACAAUGGAUGGCGCUAGUGUACUUCCUGUAAAUGCCCGUGUUCUUCAAAAUGACACUCUAGUUAUUAAGAACAUCAAGAAAACUCAAAGAGGAUCUUACACUUGUCGAGCGAGUAAUGCCCUGGCAACAAUAGAAGGUAAAGUUAAAAUCACUCCAGUUGUUACUUCCUGUUCUGAAAUUAAAAAAUACGUCAAAAGUGCAAGCGGAAAUUAUGUCAUUGAUCCUGAUGGUGAGGAAGGUCUGGCACCAUUCACGGUCUUCUGUGACAUGGCUGAUAAAAGUGGAGUUGGCGUGACAGUCAUUAGUCACGACAGUGAGAGUAGAACUCAUGUGUCUGGAUGUGAUUCACGAGGGUGUUACUCACGUGACAUUCAUUACACAGGAGCGAGCCUGUCUCAGCUGGCGAGUCUCACCAGAGUCUCUUCACAAUGUGAGCAGUUUAUCAAGUACGAGUGUUAUGGUUCAAGGCUCUUAAGAAGUGGAUUUGCCUGGUGGGGGUCACGUGAUUCCACAAAGAUGACGCACUGGGGUGGAGCGUCACCUGGCAGUGGUAAGUGCGCAUGCGGGAUGACCAACUCAUGUGCACACUCCAGUUAUGGUUGUAACUGUGAUAAGAAUGACGAUGUAUGGCGUGAAGACAGCGGUCUUCUCACUGACAAGAAAAAGCUUCCAGUAAAACAGCUCAGGUUUGGUGAUGUGGGUAGUGGCGAGGAAGGUUAUCACACUCUGAGAAAACUGAAAUGCUUUGGUAUUGCGUGACAUUACGAUCUAUAGUAAUGUAAAACUUUGUAAUCGGGUAAAUUACCAUUCAUGUAACAUUUUUUUCGAGCGUAGCUCUGUAAAGUAGCAAUGAGUAGCAACAGCAGAGCAAAGAUGCUGCUCUGUACCUGGGGAUAUCGAUGUCAGUUCUUUAUGUUGCUUGUAAGGUCGAUAGUUCAGUUAGUGAAUGAGGGAGGGUUAAAAUGAAUGACAAUGUCUUUGACUUCAGAUUACUAGUUAAAAUGUUAAGAUUAAGUUUAAAGUUUUGAAAACACAGCCUCUUCCUUGCUCAUUUCAGCUUUCAGAAAAUCCUCUGUUUGCAGCAUGGCCAUGUUCCAAGUGGCCUAGAAAAAGACACAAUGAGAUCAACCCUUAGCGUUUUUGUUUUCACAUUAAAACGUAAGCGAUUGAAAAUUAUUCACUUCUUCUAAAUGAAACUCAGAGGAAACGCAGAAUUAUAGGCCUCGAGGGGAUGAAGGAAGCUUCCUUUCUGGUCUCCCCACCCUCCUCCCCAAAAGGAGCGUGGUCACUCUAUAUUUCGCUACUACACACCCCACCCCCUCCCCCUGAGAGCCAUCUCACACAAAAGGAUAAAUACUUUGGCGGCAAGAGUUAAGGUGGAUAAUUAUCGGUCCUGGUGGAUCCAAUCAGCCAAUUUUUGUGAAACGAAGCACUAAAGCAAGCCUGGCUAAGGUUUAGAUAAAUAGUUUUCGUUUUAGAAGUUGGUAACCUAGUUUCUAGCGCGCUCGCGUAAGCACCCCGGAAUAAAUACCAGUGUACUCCAAUUGUGAAUUGUUCACCUUUACUUGAAACUCCCUAUCAGCGAGGAGCUCGCGACACGAAGGAGCAAAGAUAAAGCAAAGUCCGUUCCUCGUGGGAGGAGAUUCACGCUUACUUGCGUUAGCACAAACGGAUCUUUUCCAAACACUUGUACUGCAUCCGUAAAAAAUUUACUAUGUACUCUAAAUGUUCUCUUGAGUAAUUCAGGUUGUGAUGUAUUCCUAACAUAGUGGUUAUGGACUUUUCUUCCGGAUAUCUGGCUUGCAAGAACUACAGCCGGUCCUUGACAAGACUGACACGAUCUGGACAAAUACGACUGAGAAACGAAAAUGAACAAAACAAAAUACUGGAAGGGAGCCAACAAGGCACAAAAACGACGAAAACCAAAAAUCUCAAGGGGGUAAAAACAGGGUAAAAAGUGAAGUAACGUAGCUGAUUUAAUUUGCUUACGACAGUGGAUCCUACAUAUAACGAAGGCCCGAGGGACUGGCAAAAUAUGUUCCCUAUAAAGAGGUUUCGUUAUAUCGACGUCCUUUUCAGUACAUGGUGCUAUUUCUGAGGCAGAGUAUCGUUCGUUAUACCGAGGACUUCGUUAUAUAGAGGUUCCACUGUACGAUGUUUUUCAUUAAAAUCCCAACUCUGUUAAAAAUGGUAUUAGAGAGUUUAAGCUUCACGGUUCACGCCAAAAGGAUUCAAGUUAAGAAUUUCUCCAAAUAGAACAUGAGCAGAUAAAAACAGCUCAGAAAAUUCUUUUGGAUAAAAAAUUGCAUGAAACUACUACUGUGUGUAGAAAUAAUGAACAGUAGGCGACAAGCAAAGGGGAAAAUUGGUCACGUGCUGGUCACGUGGUAUCAAUUCGCGUUUGCCGUUUGACAUAAACGUGAUGCUUAACCCCUCAUUAGCAUUGAAAUGAAACGUCUUUUGUAGAACUUUUACAUAGUGCUUUUUACUUCUAAGAAUUUUACAAUAAGAAAUUAGAUUUAGUCCUUUGCUUUCUGGGGUUUUUUCUCAUUUUUUUACCCGCUGUUGGAGAUUGCUCGCAGUCUAACAAAACCACGGCCAAAGCCAAAGUGCCAAAGUGCAAAGACUACAACAUUACCGAUUACCGCUGGUUAAAAUAAUCAGUAUAAACCUAGAUAUAAAUCUAAGCAACGUUCAAAAAGGUUGAGGCGACGUUUUUCAAGUGAAGUGCGUUCGGCCUUAUUUAACAGAUAUGCCUAUCUCAAACACACCUCACAAAUCCAAACGCCUUGGCUUCUUUACCUGUAAAACGUCUGUCAGUAAAGCAUAACUGCCUUACAAGACUGACGAAGAGGAAGGCAAGAAGUUUGUUUAUAAUCGUGACUUAUUCUACGUCCCUUUUUUUAAAUUAAAUUUUUUCAGUUAAAAUUGAUUCACAACCGGUAUGACGUUACCAGUCUUUUAACAACCCCAGCUUCUGGUCCAUUCAACGUUUUAAUACACGACCUUCCUCUUAGGAGACUGGUUCAGACUUAUUUAAUGUCGUUAGUACCACUGAAGGAAUUUAUGCUUAGGAAAUGCUUUGUAUUAUUAUUGCAAAUAUUCUAUGCAAGAUAUAUAUCUGGCUUUUGCACUUUUACAAAAAUACGUGAUCUAGUCACUCCGUAUGUCUAGUCAUACUUUUUCUAUUUUUAGUUGAAUGCCAAUUAAAAACUAUGUUGAUUUAUUUCUGGUCAUAAUUUUGGUUUCGUAUCGUUUAACCCUGACCCAUGAUGAAUUCCUCUCGGGACUUCAAAGGGAUUUAUUUUCUAUUAUUGUAUGGUUCUUUCCGGUAUUGAGCAAUAUGGACAGAAUCCUGCUUUCUUGUUGGUUGCCCUAGCGCGCAAUACGCAUAGACCUUUUUGUGUCAUUGCCCACUGUUGCUCCCCCACAAAUGUAUUUUCUCGCGUUUGGGAAUUCACGCAGUGUUUGCAGUUCGGUAUUUGGGUGUUACAUCAUAGCAUGCUUCUGCAUGCUGUUAUUUGUGUUAUCGUAUAUAAGGAGUACGUUACAGGACAAGGUCACUCUACGGCAUCUCUCUAAGCAACUCACGUUUCGCUUUACUUUUCUUUUACGGACCGGCUUUCUUUUUUCGUUUCCGCUUUGUGCUUUACUCCUUUCUUGAUAUUCUCUAGUUUGCGCUUAUUGUCAUUUUUUUUUAUGAAGUCGUUUGUUUGGCGUGCUUCAAAUAUUUUCUCGAUAACCUUUUUCUUUUUCUUAUUAAUUCACGUUUAAUUUUUUCACAUACCUCCGUUCAGUGUGCAGUUUUGCAGUUGUAAUUUAUUAAGUCCGUUAUAGAAUUAUUCUCACUGAUAGUGUUAGGGCCCGUUUACAUGGGGGUGGGGGACCCCAGGUAGGUGAGGUAACCCGCGGCGGGUCACCCCACCUGUGAUGUAAACAUGAUCAAAUUUAAAACGAGAGAUUAUAUGGACAGGCGGGUUACUCCACCAACGCGGGUUACCUCCACUCAGUUGCUCCCAAACAAAGGAAAAAGUGUUUCCCCGGAAGCCGGCUCAGCAAUUCGUUACCUCUGGGAAAUCUGUUGUGAAAAGUGGGAAAUUUCCUGUGCGUCUUCAGUAAUAGAGCCCCAACAUGUACUUGCAGAGCGUCUGUAAAUCUUGAAGGUAGUAGAGACAACAAAAAUUAUGUAAGAAGUGUUUCACAAAAUCUGAAUUCGAUUCCAAUAAAGACUGAAAUUGCAAAAGUUGGCCAUAUAAUAAAUUCUUUACUGACAAGGCUUAUUUUUCGGGCCCGAAUACAUAAAUAAGCGCAAUGACAAAAGAAACAUCAACUUGACCUCGCACCAAGUCAAAAAAUACAUGUAUCAUUUACAACUGUCUAGGUUACUUCCGUUUUUUUAGGGUCGGAAUUCAGACACGUUUCAGCUCACGCUGUAGCUACUGCUAAACAAAAGACUGAGUUUUCUUUGGUAGAGAAGUAUCACUUUACGCCUUCCUCGCUCUAGUAGCUUGUGUUUGACUUUGUAAGAGUCUCAAAACUGAUUUAAACAUGAAAAAAGAGGAAGACAAGAAGAAAAACAGAAGGAAAACACUUCACAGCUUGUGUUCCGUGUCAGCUUUGCUAUUGUCUUUUGGGUGUUGCAUCGCUUUAAUUCACGUGGAACUCCAAAUACAAGAAUAUCAUCGACUGAUGUCACAUUCAGUAACAUUCUGUGAUCAAAUGCAAUCGCAGAUUCUUCGGAAAGUUCAGCAGAAUUACGAACGCUGGCAAUUUACGAAAGCUGAUGGUUUAGAAGGUCAUUUGCAGUGGACAAAUGGUGAGGAACAGUUUUAUAAUUCUAACACACAGAGUUAUGAUCAGCUUGUUUCAGAUCCUUCCAUUUUGAAAAUCAUUCUUGCUUAGUAUGUAAGAAGUUGUAUUUUCAUAACGUUAUUCUGACUCAGGGAAUUCGAAAGGAGGGGACUGAUCAUGAGAGGCUUGUAUAGGAGGCUGUAUGAAUACUAGAAUACAAAAGCCAUUGCGAGUAGAGUAAAUUUCCUGUAAACCAACCCGUCCAGUCCGCCAGUUUUCAAAGCGGCUCUGCACAUCUUCAUCUAGAAUGAACGAUAAAAACACCGUCAUCCACAUACAGUGCUAUAAAAUAAUUUAGUGUAUAUAGGAUAUAUAUCGAACACCAAAUGAGUCCGUAUUUCCUUGCGGCUACAAAUGAGGAGAUGGCGAAUUAACAAAUGGAUGUAACUUGAAGUGUUCUUUAGUAUAUGUCUAUUUUUGGAUGCUAACUGAGGUCGCAUGAGGAAGAAAAUCUUUAAGAACAACUGCCGUUUUAUGGUUUGCUUAGUUUUUGGACGUUUGUAUAUUUUCAACUUUCACCUUUAUCUUUUUACUUCAGUAAUGCUCAGAAAGGUCUUUAUUAUUUUUGAAAGGUCUUGGCCGGUAUGAAAACGUCAAUUCAAGACAGAAACGAGCGUCACCCGACAAUUCACAGCCAAAAUCGGUCCAAACUACAUCUCAAGUAAGACUACUCAUCAAAGAAGAGCUUCGUCUGCUACAAAACCAAUUCUGUGCUAAAGAUGAAAAGCUUUGCCGCUCAGGACCAAAAGGUAAAACAGGACGACGGGGAAGACCCGGAUCCCAAGGGAGACCAGGCCCCCCAGGAAAACCCGGGCCAGAAGGACCUCCUGGUAAACAUGGGCCAGUAGGACCUCCAGGACCCGUCGGCAUUAAAGGUGAUCUCGGAAUACCGGGUGUCCCUGGUCCCAUGGGUCCUAGAGGCCCACCAGGUCAAAAGGGAACGAAGGGUGAGCCGGGACAGUCCAUCAGGGCUCCUUCUCUGCUGCAGAGUCCUGUUGAAACAACUGUCAAUCAAAGUCAGACGGCCAUCUUGAAAUGUUCAACAGAUGGAAAUCCAACUCCACAAAUCACGUGGUCUAAGAUGAACUCGCAGCUUCCUGUGGGACGUCACAAGGUGGAGUCCAGUGGUGCGCUGAUUUUGAAGAACGUGAGGCCUGAGGAUGAGGGGCUUUACAGCUGUGAAUCUAAAAACUUACUGGGGAAUGUUAAGGCUUCAGUUAAACUCACUGUACAGUGUAAGUAGACUUGGUCAUAUACAAAUAGAACGAGAAUUGUAGUUAUCGUCAAUUACUACCGAAGCUCUAAUGAUUAAAUUUUAGAAAAUGAUAUUUCAAAUUGUACAGAGAAAGGCUCUAAGAAAAUCUAGUUCAAUACAACAUCGGAAAUACUUCAUUUCAAAACAUGAUACUAAAACACCGUUUAGAAAUUAUUUUAACAAAAGCGCUUUCUGAGCCCUUUUUAAUUUUAACACCUUUAUCAAACAUUGUUUCCUGUUAACGGUAUCAAGAAGGCUCAAAGCACAGACUAGAAAACCAUUUAUCUAAUCAAAAUAAGUCACCAGCAAACACAUUUUGGGGCAAAUGAUCACGAUUUCUUAAAUCGCGCUCUAAACGAUUCUAAUUUCUAUUUCUUGCCAGUUGCUCCGCUGCUUUCGUUGUCACCCAGUCGACUAAUAGCUGAAGAGAAACAAAACGUCACCAUCGCCUGCACUGCUACUGGUCAGCCGUCACCUAAGAUGACGUGGUCCAAGUCAGUGAGAAGUUUACCUGGUGACAGAAUCAAGGUGCAAGGUGGAAUCCUGAAAAUCUACAGUGUCACAAAGAAAGAUGGUGGAGUAUACAUUUGUAAAGCAGAGAAUAUUUUGGGAUUGGCGACAGACACGGCCCAACUCACAGUGUUUUCUCCUUUGCGGUUUAAAGUCCGUCCUCCACAAGAAGUGACUCCUGUCAUUGGUUAUACUGUCCAUCUGCCGUGUUUGGCAGAGAGCGACCUGAGUCCUACAACUUAUUGGCGAAAGGAGGGCAAGUCUUCCCUUUCGUUGGACUCUAAUGUUCUUUCGAAUGGAACUCUGGUUCUUCAGAACAUCAAGAAAUCUCACGAAGGAUCUUAUAUCUGUAGAGCAAGUAAUGCCUUGGCAAGAAUAGAAGCUAAAGUCAAAAUCAAUUCUCCUGUUAUGGCUACUUCCUGUUCUGUGAUUAAAAAAUACGCCAGCAGUGUAAGUGGAAAUUACGUCAUUGAUCCUGAUGGCGAGGGAGGUGUGACACCAUUCACGGUCUUCUGUGAAAUGGCUGACAAAAGUGGAGUUGGCGUGACUGUCAUUAGUCACGACAGUGAGAGUAGAACCCAUGUUUCUGGAUGUGAAUCUAAGGGGUGUUACUCGCGUAACAUUUAUUACACAGGAGCGAGUCUGUCUCAGCUGGCGCGUCUCACCAGAGUCUCUUUACACUGUGAGCAGUUUAUCAAGUACGAGUGUUACGAUUCAGCGAUAUUCAGAAUGGGGGGAAUGGCCUGGUGGGUGUCACGUGAUUCCGCAAAGAUGACAUACUGGGGUGGAGCGUCACCCGGCAGUGGUAAGUGCGCAUGCGGAAUGACCAACUCAUGUGCAGACUCCAGUUAUGGUUGUAACUGUGAUAAGAAUGACGAUGUAUGGCGUGAGGACAGCGGUCUCCUCACUGACAAGACAAAGCUUCCAGUCAAACAACUCAGGUUUGGUGAUGUGAGCGGAAGCGAGGAAGGUUACCACACUCUGGGGAAACUGAAGUGCUUUGGUAUUGCAUGAAAUGUGUCUCAAUUGUUUAAAAAAACUUUUAACUUAUAGAGAGAUAUAAAAUCACGUUUACGGCAAACGUGGACUUGUGCCACAUGACCAAGUUUCCCCAUUACUUGUCGUUGACUGUUUAUUACAACUUCACGGAAAUCAUUAGUUUCAUGUCCGUUUUUUCCAUAACAAUUAUUCUGAGCCGUUUUUAGCAGCUCAUUUUCUUUUUUUAGAAUUUGUAUACUUGAAUCUGACGUUAACCAUUUAAAGUAAACGUUAGUCUUAAUCUCUUCAUUUUUAAAAAAAAUACUGAGCUUCAAAGUAACGAUAUGUUUCAAAUGAGGUUUAGAAAGAGCUUGCAAUUUAUGUUUGUCGGUUUUGUUCCAAUGAUGAGCAAACAGCUAAUUUUUGUGAAAAGAAUCAAUAAAGCAAGCCUGAUUAUAGAGCUUAGCUAAUGUAUACGUGCUUUCCUUUUCAACAAAUCUGACCUUUGCUGCAUUACUGGCUAUAUCAUCAAUUCCAUUAAUUAUAUCACUUACCGUCAAUGAAUAGCUUUUCUAUCCAUAUCAAUUCAGCGGCGAUUGCAUAUGACACGUUUAUACUUCCGCUACUCCUUGAGCUAAAGAAACAUCCCAUCGGAUAAUCUCCACCUCUUUCUUUAUCACAAUACAACUAGUGCGCAUUUUGGGACCGAAACUCCAACACGCUUCAGCGCUUUAGCAUCCGCUAUUGCUAUUUCUAAAGAAACCUUAGUCCUAAGUCCUCAGCGCGGUCCAGUUUUCUUAGACAAAGAAGUUUUACUUAACGCCACUAGAGCUAAAUUGAGCUACAGUUUAACGUUGUCUCUUAAACUGAUCGAAAAUGAAACAACCGAGUGAGGACAACAACCAGAAAAAGACAAUAAAAACACUCCACAGCUUGUGUUCCGUUUCAGCUUUGCUGUUGUCUGUUGUGUGUUGUAUGGCACUAAUUCACGUGGAACUUCGAAUACAAGAACAUCAACGACUCAUAUCACAUUCAGUAACAGUCUGUGAUCAAAUGGAAACGCAGAUUCUAGGGAAAGUUCAGCAGAAUUACGAACGAUGGCAAGUCAGGAAAGUUGAUAAUUUUAAAGAUCAACGGCAAGAAACAAAUGGUGAGGAUAAAUUAGAAAACAACGUAAGAUUUUCAUUACUUCCGAUUUACAUCCCCACGGGGGAGGGGUUACUCUCUAUAAUGCCCUAUACAGGGACGGCUCUGCCCGAAAAAGGUACCUUUUUCAGUCUUCAGAGUUGGGGUUUCACUAGUUGAAGUAUAUGGAAGGGUAGGGAAAUCUGUCAUUAAAUUUUUUGGUCUGUAAAAAGACCCGAAAGAACAAACAGAAGGAUUUUAUGCCUUUGUGAAAAAGUCCAGAAAACUUCCUGGUUUUGUGAUUUAAUCCAAUUUUCAUUAAGACAGUACUCUUACAGUGGUUAAAAGGGAUGCAGACUUCCAAACUAGGUAUGUAAAUAGAUAGAUAUUCUGUUUAUUUCACCCACUUGCAGCAAUAACUGAAUUGUUGGAGAAGGUCAUUGUCACGUACAAUUAACCAUUUACAUACAUUCACUGAAAUUUAUAAGUUACAAAGUCAUUAAUUCUUCUGGUAUGACCAUGUUGACGUCUUGGACGUUGGACCCUUAUACUGUAAUGAGACUCAAUAGCGGCAGGAGAGGGGAUGAUGUUCUUAAGGGGGGACAUUUGGCGUGCAGUACCCAUAAAACCGCUUACAAGCUCCUACUCUCCUGUCACUAAGAGUCUCCAGGCCGGCCAAGACCAAGGCUUUCGUUUAGUCUACCCGGCCAAAUAUUAUUUUGAGAGCUUUCCGCUGUACAGACUCAAUUAACUCGUCCAGAUAUGAAGGGAUCGCAGCCCAAACUGGCGAGGCGUACUCAACAAUGGAUCCAGCAAUACUACAGUAGACUAACACGAGAUCGCUAGUGGCCAGUCCAACUCUCUUGAGGGUCCGCAGCACAAACAAUCGCUUAGUAGCUUUUUUUAAGGAUACUGUAACAAUGUUCGUUCCAAUUAAGAGAGGUCAUCAGAGAUAACAACCCCCAAGAGUUUAUAACUAGAUACUCUAUCAAUGACUACACCAUUAAGCUGAAUCGGUGUUGUAAUUGAUAACCAUAUCUUUAUAUUUUUUCUUAUUAAGCCGCAUGUUACGUAUGGAAGCUUAGGUGUUAAUAUUUGCGGCGAUAAAUGGAAGGUAGCUAGGCGAACAUCGAGAAAUAGAUUCAAAUACCGAGGUGUCAUCAACGUAUUUAAUCCUAUAUCUCCAUUUUUCGAUGAAAAGUAUAUGAAAAGGGUAUCUUUUCAGUCAAAAACGGUACAUAAAAGGGUCAUGGAGUUUGACCUCCAAGUUUCCCCUUCAAUUGUCUUGACUGUUGACUACAUGAAGGAAAUCAAUAGUUUCAUGCCUAUUUUAUCCAUAAGAAUUUUUUUGAGCCGUUUUUAUCAGCUCAUUUUCUUUUUUUUAGAUUUUGUCUAUUUGAAUCUGACGUUUACCAUUUAAAGUAAACGUUACUCUAAAUCUCGCUGAAACUGAGACUUGAAAAUAACGAUAAUAUUUCAAAUGGGGGUUAGUCACAGCCGCUUAAUUGUAAUUUAUGUCUGUCGGUUUUGUUCCAAUGAUGAACAAACAGCCAACUUUCGUGAAAAGAAUCAAUAAAGCAAGCCUGAUUAUACAGCUUAGCUAAUGUUUACUUGUUUUCCUUUUCAACAACCUGCCCUUGGCUGCAUUACUGGCUAUAUCAUCAAUUUCAUUAAUUUACAUUAAUGUACAACAAUAUAUAUCAUCAAUUUCAUUAAUGUACAACAAGCAGAAAAAGAGAAGAAAAACACUCCACAGUUUGUGUUCCGUUUCAGCUUUGCUGUUGUCACUUACCGUCAAUGAAUAGCUUUUCUAUCCAUAUCAAUUCAGGGGCGAUCGUAUGACAGGUUUAUACUUCCGCUACUCCUUGAGCUAAAGAAACAUCUCGUCGGAUAAUCUCGACUUCUUUCUUUAUCACAAUACAACUAGUGCGCAUUUUGGGACCGAAAUUCCAACACGUUUCAGCGCUUUAGCAUCCGCUAUUGCUGUUUCUAAAGAAAACUCAGUCCUAAGUCCUCAGUCCAGUUUUCUGAGACAAAGAAGUUUUACUCAACGCCACCAGAGCUAUAGUCUAUCCGGCCAAAUAUUAUUUUGAGAGCUUUCCGCUGUACAGACUCAAUUAACUCGUCCAGAUAUAAAGGGAUCGCAGCCCAAACUGGCGAGGCGUACUCAACAAUGGAUCCAGCAAUACUACAGUAGACUAACACGACAUCGUUAGUGCCCAAUCCAACUCUCUUGAGGGUCCGCAGCACAAACAAUCGCUUAGUAGCUUUUUUAUGGAUACUGUCACAAUGUUCGUUCCAAGAGAGGCCAUCAGAGAUAAUAACACACAAGAGUUUACAACUAGAUACUCUAUCAAUGACUAUACCAUUAAGCUGAAUCGGUGUUAUAACAGUGGGUCGAUACUUCCAAAAAUUGACAACCAUAUCUUUACAUUUUUUCUCAUUAAGCCGCAUGUUACGCAUGGAAGCGUAAGUGUUAAUAUUUGCGGCGAUAAAUGGAAGGUAGCUAGGCGAACAUCAAGGAAUAGAUUCAAAUACCGAGGUGUCAUCAAAGUAUUUAAUCCCAUAUCUCCAUUUUUUCGAUGAAAAGUAUAUGGAAAGGGUAUCUUCUCUGCCAAAAAUGGUACAUAAAAGGGUAAUGGGGUUGGACUUCGGAGCGAAGCCUUCCCGUAUACAACUUUGUUGAACACCUCCGGGGUUACAUCUUAAACCCAGUGUAAUCAAUUAGCACCUGGUAAGUUCGUAAAACCUUGUAGCUAAAAAUACUCAUAAAGAGUCAGCAAUUCAACAAGGAACAAGGUCAACAUCAGUUUAAUCAUGGGUAUGUGCAAAAUGUGUUAGAACAUCGUGGUGUUAAAAAUUUUGAACGUCACCUCUAUUUCUGGAUGCAAAUGAAGGGGAAAGUUUAUUUUAAAUUAGAUACUUAAAAGUUAAAAAAUAUCGUACGAAUGAGGGUGAGAAAAUGUGUGGUCAGUAUUUGACAUUUCGUAUCAUAUAGGAGGUAAAUUUGAUCGGGCUGAUGUUCCAUUAUUUACAGCAGGACAAAUUUGGUAGAGAACGAUGAAAUGAGUUUUUUGAGGAGCCUUUUUCCUCCAGUGUGUUGUGCUAAGAAACGUUUUUAUUUGAUAUUUUUGAAAGGUCUUGGCCAGUAUAAAAACGUCAAUUCAAGGCAGAAGCGAGAUUCAUCCUUUGAUUCACAAAUAAAACGUCUGAUCAGAGAAGAGUUUCGUCUGCUGCAAAACAACUUCUGUGCUAAAAACGAAACGCUUUGCCGCUCAGGACCGAAAGGUAAAGCAGGAAAACGGGGAAGACCUGGAACCCGUGGAAGACGAGGUCCCCCAGGGAAACCUGGCUCAGAAGGACCACCAGGACCCGUAGGUGUAAAAGGGGAUCUCGGCGUACCGGGGAACCCUGGUCCCAUGGGUCCCCAAGGACUAACAGGACUAACAGGACCCGAAGGUGUAAAAGGCGAUCUCGGAUUACCGGGGAAUCCGGGUCCCACGGGUCCCCGAGGACCAGCUGGACCCGUAGGUGUAAAAGGCGAUCUCGGAGUACCGGGAAAUCCUGGUCCUAUGGGUCCCCAAGGACCAACAGGACCCUUAGGUAUAAAAGGCGAUCUCGGAAUACCGGGGGUUCCUGGGCCCAUGGGUCCUAGGGGCCCACCAGGUCAAAAGGGAAUCAAGGGUGAGCCGGGCCAGUCCAUCACGGCUCCUUCUCUACUACAGAGUCCUGUUAAAACAACUGUCAAUCAAAGUCAGACGGCCAUCUUGAAAUGUUCAGCAGAUGGUUACCCAACUCCGCAAGUCACAUGGUCUAAGCUGAAUUCGCAGCUACCUGUGGGACGCCACGUGGUAGAGUCCAGUGGUGCUCUAAUUUUGAAGUACGUACGGCCUGGGGAUGAGGGAGUCUACAGCUGCAAAGCUAAAAAUCUACUGGGAAGUGUGGACGCUUCAGCGAAACUCACUGUUCAGUGUAAGUACACUAUAACUGGGCAUAAUAUUCUGAAAGCAAUAGAAUUACAAUUUCAUAUAUCGGCAAUUGAUAGCAAAGCUUUGUUUAGUUAUUACGGCAAUAGAUGUAUAACGCGUUCAACUUAAUUCGUUUAGGUGCGAUGUAAAAAACAAAAUCCACUGAAGAACAAGUUAUUUCAUCAAAAGCUUACUUGAGAUUUUACGAAGUUCGAAUCAACUUAUUUUCGAAAUGGACUGAUUUUUUUCAGUUGACGAUCACUUUCCUUUUAUUUUCUAACACUCCUAAGUUAGACUGUCAGUAAACAAGCUUUAUUCUCUUUUUUUGUGCCAGUUGGUCCGCAACUUUCAUUGUCAUCCAAUCGAGUGAGGGCUGAAGAGCAUCAAAAAGUCACCAUCUCCUGCACUGUUACUGGUCAGCCGCCACCUAAGAUCACGUGGUCCAAGGCAGGUGGAAGUGUACCUGUAGGCAGAAUCCAUGUGCAAGAUGGAACCCUAAAAAUCUUCAAAGUCACAAGAAAAGACGGUGGAAUAUACAUUUGUAAAGCAAAGAAUAUUCUGGGUUCGGUGACAGACACUGCUCAACUUAUUGUAUACUCUCCUUUGCGGUUCAGAGUACUUCCUCCACAACAAGUGACUCCUAAGUAUGGUUCCCCUGUCCGUCUGCCGUGUGUGGCCGAGAGUGAGCUGAGUACUACUAUUUCUUGGUUAAAGAAUGGCGUCAGUGUACUUCCAGCAAACACACAUGUUCUUCAAAGCGGCACUCUAGUUAUUGAGAACAUCAAGAAGUUCCAUGAAGGUUCUUACACUUGUCGAGCGAGCAAUACUCUGGCAACAAUAGAAGCUAAAGUUAAAAUCAAUUCUCUUGUUAUGGCUACUUCCUGUUCUGUGAUCAAGAAAUACGGCAGUGGGGCAAGCGGAAAUUACGUCAUUGAUCCUGAUGGCGAGGGAGGUCUGGCACCAUUCACGGUGUUCUGUAACAUGACUGAUAAAAGUGGAGUUGGCGUGACAGUCAUUAGUCACGACAGCGAGAGUAGGACACAUGUUAAUGGAUGUGAGGAUAAAGGAUGUUACUCACGUGACAUUCAUUACACAAGAGUGAGUCUGUCUCAGCUGGCGAGACUUACCAGAGUCUCUUCACAAUGUCAGCAGUUUAUCAAAUACGAGUGUUAUGAUUCAGCGAUAUUCGGAUAUGGGGGAAGGGCCUGGUGGAUGUCACGUGAUUCCGCAAAGAUGACAUACUGGGGUGGAGCGUCACCCGGCAGUGGUAAAUGCGCAUGCGGGAUGACCAACUCAUGUGCAGACUCCAGUUAUGCUUGUAACUGUGAUAAGAAUGACUCUGUAUGGCGUGAGGACAGCGGUCUUCUCACUGAUAAGACAAAGCUUCCAGUAAAACAACUCAGGUUUGGUGAUACUGGGUUGAGCUACGAACAAGGGUAUCACACCCUGGGGAAACUGAAAUGCUUUGGUAUUGCGUGA
Molecule: messenger RNA, 16471 nt
Organism: Porites lobata
Lineage: Eukaryota; Metazoa; Cnidaria; Anthozoa; Scleractinia; Poritidae
Source: the annotation of a GenBank genome assembly